UAUUAUGCAUACAGUGCUCUCUCUACAUCAGCCACCAUCCACCCUCAUUCUCCAAUCUUAAUAAAUCACACAUAAGCCAGAAUUAAUUUGGAAGAACACUUCGACAAGCUUCCUGAACUCUAUUUAGCUGUAUUAUCUCAUUUUGGAGCUUAUUGUUGUCACUUUGCUGGACAUAUGGUGGACAUUCAGAAAGGUUAUAGUAGGAUCGGACGCUUGUCUGGUGGGCGUACUCCGAAGAUGCUUCGAGAAAUCAAGGCACCAAAAUUGGUGAUGGAUGGGAGUCUACUGGAGGUUGUUGAGAUCAGUGUGACUGAACAAGAGAAAAGAACAGGAAAUGCUGCUAUGGGUAUAAAAGAUGUUUUCACUGUCUAUCUGGUUGAAACAUGCCGAGUAAAGGAUAACUCUAACAACAUUGCUCAGCUUAGUAUGGAUUCAUCUUCACUAUGGAGAAGAUACAGUGAGUUUGAACUGUUGAGAAACUAUCUGGUUGUCACUUUCCCACAUGUUGUAGUUCCUCCCCUACCAGAGAAAAGGAUGAUGGCAAUGUGGCAGCAGUUAUCCACAGUAGAUAACUUUGAUGCAGACUUUGUAGAGCGCCGUCGUAUCGCUUUAGAGGGCUUCUUGCAGAGAGUUGCUGCUCAUCCAUUGCUGUGUCAGGAUGAGCUGUUUCAUGGUUUCUUACAGGAUGCAGAAGGUUGGAAAGAAAGGGUUCACUCCACUGGCUUCCAAAUUAAGCAAGAUUCUCGCCUCAAAAGCCUGAGUGCCUCAUUUAGACUCAAGAAACCAAACAGACAAUUUGAAGAACUGAAGAGCUAUGCCACUGACCUACAGAAUAAUGUCACAUCAAUACUGAAAAUCAGAUCUAGACUAUCAGAUAGACUAUAUGGAUUACAUAAGAUCCAUGGUAACUAUGGGCGUGUCUUCAGUGAAUGGAGUGGUAUAGAACAAGAGAUGGGAGAUGGUUUACAGAGCGCUGGUCAUCAUAUGGAUGUGUACAAAGAUUAUAUUGAUGAUUAUAUGGCAGAAGAGGAACAGAUAGCUGAUCAGCUUAAAGAAUAUAUUUAUUUUGCUGACUCACUGAAGGCAGUAUGUAGGAAACAAGAAAUUCUGCAGUUUGAACUGGAGAGAUGUGAAGAUUUAUUGAAUUCCAAGAAACUACAGAAAGAUCAAAUAACUGGUAAAGCACCUCAGAAGGUGUUUUCAUUCCGAGGGAUGACCUCUAAGCUGUUCGGUCAAGAUAAUGCAGAGACAAAAGAAUCCAGAGCUCAACUCAUUUCUGAUCAGAUAACGGAUGCUGAAGAUGCUGUAGAAAAAGCAAAACAAAAUAUACAAGAUUUCACUGACAAUGCACUGAAAGAGGUUGAUAGAUUUAAAAGGCAGAAGAGUAGAGAUUUGAAGGAGAUCUUUAUUAGCUAUGCUAUUCUACAAAUCAAGAUGGCCAAGAGGGGUAUCACAGUAUGGACUAAUACUAAAGAAUGCUUUGACAAGAUGUAAACCAUCCUGUCUAACCAUCCUCAUGAGUGAUAAUACAUCAGUCAAUUAACAGUCAUCAUUGUUCCAGUAAAGUCUUGAAAGGAGACUACCAACUACUCCUACAAUUAGACACUCACUGUUAUAGAGAAAUAAUCCUCUACAUAGACUCAAGAAGUAAAUAAUUUUCUAUUAUUACCCUCAACUUUUUCAAUUUUAAAUUCUGUUAUGAUGUGACAACAAAUUCAUGUGCAAGAACAUUGAGUAUAUUGAUAAUAAAAACUGGUCACUUAUUUAAGAUAAUUCAUAAAUAUUCAUGCCAAUAGCGACUUAGCAAAUACAAACUAAGACAGGGAUAUUUGAUAUAAAACAAUGUACUUUAAAAAAUGCUUUGCUGGUUCAAAAUCACAUGAAUGCAACAACACUCCAUUACAUCUUACCCAGACAACACUUUCAGACUCUUGACACUUACAGCCUAGCACACACUAUAUUAUCCGUUUGAGAUAAAAUCUUGGGAAAUGAUAUGAGCAUGUGAUUUGAACAUUCCAUCCUGUAAAAUGUUAAUAACCUAAAUAGUGGUAUGAAUAUUGAAAUCAAAAUUCAAGUUUCCGUUUAUGAUUAAAAGAAUUCCAUUUCAUAGUGAUAUCAUAGCAAUCCUAUCAUCAGUUGCUAUUUGAAGCUGAUUUGGACCAUACUCGCAGUAAAUCAGAAUUUGGGUUUUGGGCAUUUCUAGGAUUGUUCCAACUUUCAAAUAAUUUUUUUUUUACCUUUCCAAACUUUCAUAUUUCAUGCGAAAUAAGAUUUGUUAAAAAUUGGGUCAUAGUAAAGUUCCAUACCCGGCAUUAGAAUCUGAUUUUAACUUAAUACAUUGUACAAAGGAGAUAGAAGGGUAUUGAAUCCAGAGAUUGAUCAACAUUAAUGUUGAUGUUCCACUUAGUUAAAAAAAAAGAAAAUUCAUUGUAAAAAAGAUGAAGUAAACAAAAGGAGUAAUUAUCAUGUUAUAAUUUUGAAUAGGACUUUAUGAUAGCAGUAAAGGAAGGUCCUAUUGAAUUAGGGUAUUGAGCUGUAUUAUAUCAAAUAAGCUAUGUUGUUUGAUUGUGAAUUAUUGGUUCUACAUGUGUAGUAUCAAUGCAUUUAAAAUGAAAACAAAAUGAAAUUGGCAAAUAAAGAAAGCUGUAAGAGUAACAAGGGUCUUACUACAUGCGAAAGAUCAUUCAUAUUUCAACAACAACAACAGAGCAAAGCAUUGCAUAACAAGAAGAUGAUGUAAUUGAUGUGAGAUUAUUGUUCUAUGUACUUCUUCAUUAAGAAAUAAAUGAUGCCCCAUUUUUAAGUGGACAAAAUUUACACAAAGAUGUGUUUUGCAACGGUUUGGUGUUACUUAACAGUGGAUAUAUAUACAAUAUGCUAUCAGUUUUUAGAACAAGCAAUGGGCAGAGAUUGUAUUUAAUGCAAUAUACAUACGCAAUUACAAAUUGAUGUUGGAUUGUAUAUAGAAAGAAAGACGGCCCUAUGGUGUAAAUUGACGUGUUUGCAAAUGAAAUGCAAGUGGCGAUCAUACACAUUCUUUGAUAUUUGUGAUAUUGGUGGCAAUAAUUCUUAAAAAUUAACAUUAUUUCAUACUUAUUUCUUAUCAGUGAAUAUGUAUGCAAAGCAUCUCAAUGCUAAGUGAUCAAAUGUUGUUUUUUUUUAAAUGAAAGUCAUCAGUACAUUAAAUUGUAAUCUAUGGUGUAAAAGUGUACUCUGAUGUUUAAAACGAAUUAAAUUAUGGAGGCAUUUGUUUCAAAGCAUUUGUUUCAAUGUAAAUUGCAUCCAGUUUCUAUUUUUUGCAAGCAGUUGGGGAGGUUUUCUUCCCUUAUCAAAAUGAAAAUGACACUGAUGCUUUGCCAUUGGGAAACCCUUAAACUAAUUUUUACGUAGAACAUUUAACAAACUUCUGCAUCCUUUUUCAUCUUUUAGGGGUUGGUGGUUGGUGCAUGUUUUAGCUUGUUAAAUACCAAGGGGCCUUACUGGUUUGUCAUGCUGUGUUUUUGUAUUCAGUUGUAUUAUUAAGUUAGUAUGUAAUUACUAUAUAUGCUAGUCCAAGUGGACUACAUUCAAAUUAUUGUGACUGAUUUUUUAAAAAUUAUUUCAUUAUGGUUACAUAGUUUUCUGGUAACACAUUCAAGAUUUAUAUAAGCGGUGGUAGGUAUGAUAUAGAAUCUGAUUGUGCUACUACUACAAAAGUGUUAAUGCAAGAAGGUUUCAAAAUUAUAUUGGUUUUACUAAUCAAAAGUCAAACAAAAUAUUUGUUACAAAUUAACAGCAACAAAUUAUCAAUUUUGAUGAGAGGAUUUGAAAUCUUUGUGUUAAGGCAUAUGACUGAAAAGUCACAGACUCUGACUGCAUAAUGUAUGACUUUGGCCCAAUUUGGUAAAAGAAGAUCAACAAAAAAGACGAAACAUGAAAUUACUUGAUAUGGUUAGAAAUAUUUGUUAGAGAUUAUUUUAGUUUUUUCUGAAGAAUCUGAUAGAGUAUAUGACAACAAAGAUUCUUCCAUACACAGAAGAAUUUCAUAUCUGGAUCAGUUUAAUUCUAAUACAAGUAGUGUUUCAUUAGUAUGGUCAUUGCUUACAGCACUAAAUCUUAUCAGGAAUCAAUUUGUAUUUACAAGAUCUAAAACAGAUAUCCAAGAUUCAACCAUAGGAUUAACACAUUGCUUGGCAUGUGAAUGGUUAACAGGCUUAGCUUAUGUCCAGGUACUAAUUUUUAUAUGCAAUGAUUGUACAUAUUUUCAUAUUAUUGUAUAAUUAUUAUUAUAUUAAAGGGAUUUGAAGCUGAAUAGCUAUUUUGAUCAAUUAUACUUAGCUUAUUCUGAACAAUCCAAGUAAACAUCUUUAGGUUAACAUAGAGGCUUCAGACUACUCCAAUGAAAAGAACCCCCAAAACCCAAUGUUUGAUGGCCUAAUCUUCAGAAGAAUGAACAGAAAAAUCUGUUAGGAUGUCCUAUGCACUGUAAUGUCUCUGAUGGUAUAGAAUUGUCAUGAGAGAAUGCACAAGUUGGAAAGUCAUGUCAGUGACGCACAUGUAGAGGGUGUGGUGAAUACGGUAAU
This is a messenger RNA of Lytechinus variegatus (green sea urchin), 4562 nucleotides long. It is a transcript of the gene snx4, whose product is annotated as sorting nexin-4-like. The transcript is spliced from 12 exons. Lineage: Eukaryota; Metazoa; Echinodermata; Echinoidea; Temnopleuroida; Toxopneustidae. Gene Ontology annotation, biological process: protein transport. The record is from RefSeq and is a predicted model, not a curated record. Gene Ontology annotation, molecular function: phosphatidylinositol binding. The coding region runs from base 175 to 1494 and encodes 439 amino acids.